AUGUUUGCUAACAAGAAGCCCUUCAUCACUGCCAUCCUCGGAGCACUGGUUGCACUGUCCAUCAUUGCCCUUGUUCUCAGCCUGGUGAAGAUUGAAGAUGUCACCCUGCCACCCACAGUCAAGUAUGGGAUGGUGUUUGAUGCAGGCUCAUCCCACACCUCUCUGUUUGUCUACGAGUGGAAUUCGGACAAGGAGAACGACACCGGUGUGGUCAGCCAGACCUUGUCCUGUGAUGUCCAGGGUCAAGGCAUAUCGAGCUAUGCCAAUGAUCCCUCAAAAGCUGGUGAUUCCAUAAGAGAGUGCCUGGAUAAAGCCCUGAAGGUCAUUUCUGCUGCAAAACAGAGGGAUGUCCCAGCUUAUUUCGGAGCAACAGCAGGCAUGAGGCUACUGAGGGAACAGAACAGCUCAGCAGCAGACAAAGUCCUGGCCGAAGUUGCUAAAACCAUGGGAGAGUACCCUGUGGUUUUCAAAGGGGCUCAAAUCCUUACAGGAGAGGAGGAGGGGGCUUAUGGCUGGAUCACCAUCAACUACCUGCUGGACUCCUUCACUAAGUACUCCCCCAGAGCACACUCGUGGGUUCAUCCAGAGGUGGCCAACAUUUUGGGGGCACUGGAUCUUGGAGGAGGAUCCACUCAAAUCAGCUUUAGGCCUGAAGGUUCAGCGAUAAACUGGAAUGAAACCUCCAAGCUCACACUGUACGGAUAUAACUACAACAUCUACACCCACAGCUACCUCUGCUACGGGCAGAACGAGAUGCUGAAGCGACUGGCAAAGGAAUUAAUUGCGGAGUCAUCCUUCAGCACACGAGUCGAUCACCCUUGCUACCCAAAAGACUACACUGAAACCAUCUCGCUGUCUUCUUUCCGCACCAGCCCCUGCACAAACCGGAGCGAUCCACGCCUGACCCUCAGUGACAGGAAUGUGACCCUGGAGGGCAGGGGCAAUGCCAGCGGGUGCCUGGCUGCCAUCAAGAAGCUGUUCAACUUCUCAGCAUGUGGCCAGAGCCAGGACUGCACCUUUGAUGGCAUCUACCAGCCCCCGGUCAGAGGGCAGUUCAUUGCCUUCUCUGCCUUUUACUAUAACUUCCAGUUUCUCAACCUGACCGAGGGGCAGUCGCUGGCCACUGCCAGGGAGGCCAUAGAGCAUUUCUGCACACAGAGCUGGGAAGACCUGCCUUCCAGCUACCCUGAAGAGAAUCCUGAGCGACUGCCUAAAUACUGUGCCAAUGCCAACUACAUCCUCACACUCCUCCUCGACGCCUACAAGUUCAACGAGACCAGCUGGAAAAACAUCUUCUUCCAGGCGAAGGCAGGGAGCACCGACGUCGGCUGGACCCUGGGGUACAUGCUGAACCUCACCAACAUGAUCCCAGCGGAGGCUCCGGCCUGGGUGAAGGGGCACGUUCCUUCCCUGUGGGCUGCAGCCAUCGCCUUCAUCAUCCUCACCCUUGCCUUGGCGCUUGCCGCCCUGCUCCUGCUCUUGUGGGUGUAG
Eurypyga helias (sunbittern) is the source of this 1491-nucleotide messenger RNA. RefSeq names its product ectonucleoside triphosphate diphosphohydrolase 8-like. The record is from RefSeq and is a predicted model, not a curated record. The coding region runs from base 1 to 1491 and encodes 496 amino acids. NCBI's taxonomy places the organism in Eukaryota, Metazoa, Chordata, Aves, Eurypygiformes, Eurypygidae. Gene Ontology annotation, molecular function: GDP phosphatase activity; UDP phosphatase activity. Gene Ontology annotation, biological process: nucleoside diphosphate catabolic process. The transcript is spliced from 9 exons. Gene Ontology annotation, cellular component: plasma membrane.